AUGCGUUUCACCCAAACGAAUGGAAGUGGGAUGGCUGAUCCCUCGCGUCGCUUUCGCUUCGGCAGAUUCUCUCUCUCGACCACAGGCCUUUUGUUUUGCACCUUCUGCUUCCUUUACCUUCUCUCCAUCCGCUACUAUCAUUACGCCAGCUAUCGAGAUCCCACAUCUUAUUUCUUUGACCCCCUCCGUGCCUACGAGCGGCGAUAUUCAUCCACCAGAAUUGCAGAGGCAGAAAGGUUUCUCAAAGAUGCUAGCGAACUUAGUAAACCAACAUUGCCUGAGACUUGGCCUCCUUUGAUAUGUGUUGGAAUAGCAACUGUCCCUCGGAGGGGAGAGCAAUACGUGGGCUUGACAGUGGCGUCUCUUCUGGCCGAUCUUAAUGAGUCGGAGAGGAGCAGCAUUUUUCUCAAUCUUCUCAUCGGCAACACGGAGGCAUCGAAACAUCCAAUCUAUUCAGAAAAGUGGAUUGAAACGUUGCCCGACCGCGUACUGACAUACCGACAAGACGAUCCCAACUUUGAACGCAUAAAACAAUGGGAGGAAGAUGGUUGGUAUCGAAAUAAGACGAUUUACGACUAUACAUACUUGAUGAAGGAUUGCUACGAUACAGGCGCUGAGUACGUGGCGAUGAUUGAGGAUGAUACUUUGGCGGUGAAGGGCUGGCUCCCAUCCGCCUUACAGGCUCUUGAUAUUGUCAAGCACCGGACCGCAAAUAAGAAUUGGAUAUAUAUGCGACUCUUUUAUGUCGAUGACCUCCUUGGAUGGAAUUCAGAAGAGUGGCCGAGAUAUUUAGCCUGGUCGUUUACGAUCUGGGCAUUACUUACAGGGAUGAUGGUAGCCGCCAGAAAAGUACUCAGGAACGAGCUGAAGACUAUAUCAAUUAGCGCCAUUUGGAUCACAUCGUGCAUUUUUAUCCCCGCAACCAUUGCGCUCCAUUUCAUGGCGGGACGACACACCAUGUGGCCCAUGUCCCCUGGCGUCCAUGAAAUGAACAAAUACGGAUGCUGCUCACAAGGCCUCGUUUUUCCUCGUUCCAUCAUACCUCAAUUUCUUGAGCGGACAGACUUGACGACCGAUUGGCUGGUAGACAUGAUGGUGGAGAAGAUAGCAGAUCGCGAGGGUUGGACACGCUGGGCGGUGAUCCCGCCCCUACUGCAGCAUAUCGGAGCUACUAGUUCCAAGGGAUAUGGUUUUGAUGACUCGGCGAGGACCCUCUGGAACUUCAGGUUUGAAGAAUAUGCCUUCUAG
Messenger RNA from Penicillium maclennaniae, 1248 nucleotides. RefSeq lists its product as uncharacterized. The transcript has a single exon. The record is from RefSeq and is a predicted model, not a curated record. Gene Ontology annotation, biological process: GPI anchor biosynthetic process. Bases 1 to 1248 code for a protein of 415 amino acids. Gene Ontology annotation, cellular component: Golgi membrane. NCBI's taxonomy places the organism in Eukaryota, Fungi, Ascomycota, Eurotiomycetes, Eurotiales, Aspergillaceae. Gene Ontology annotation, molecular function: glycosyltransferase activity.